UAGCAUUAAGGGAAAGUUCGGAAAGAGCACAAGAAAACAAAAAUAUGAGAUGACAAUGUUCCAUGAAAGUUCAAAGGUUACAGAGAGGCAGCCGCGCGAGUUGACUCACCAACCAAUCUCUUUAAUCAUUAUUGGUAGAUUCUUUCUCCAAUCUCACAUGAAACCUCACUUCUCUAUUCUUUUCCUUUUCGCAUCUUCGUCAACCAAUCCUCAGCCAUGCCCCGUCGAUCAAACGACGGAGAUCCUGGCCGUUUUACCUCCACCGCGCUCCUUUUCAUCGGUCUGAUAUCGUGUCUCAUCGUCUACGCUGUCUUCUCUACUCUUCUCCGUCCCCAAGGUCACACACACGAUUCCGCCGUCGUCCGAUCGCGAGAUCACGGGGAUGUAGAUGGCGGCGGAGGGUGUUGCCAUGGAGUAGAUAAUCUGGAGCUGUGGGGUCCGGCGGUGAAGUGGGGGACGGAUUUCAAGUUUAAUUCGUCUGAUGAAUGUUGCAAGGCGUGUAAAGUUAUGUGUAGCGGCGACGAUGGACCUUGCUUGUGUGAUUCUUGGGUCUUCUGUGGGGACAAAGAGGCUUGCGGGUCCAAGUUUGGAGAGUGUUGGUUGAAGAAGCAAAAAGAUGUAUUGGUGCCUGAUCGACAGGAAGGUGGGCUGAAAGUGAUGUGGACUUCUGGGCUGAUCUUCGGACAAGGCCAGGGCAUUGUUGGCUUUGAGACAGAACACGGUGUACUUCAUGUCAAACUUCACCCUGAGUGCGCUCCUCAUUCAGUAUACUACAUUCUUAGUUUGUUAACUCUGCGACACUGCGCAGGCUGCCAGUUUCAUCGGGCUGAGAACCGAGGAUCAUAUUGGGACUCAGAAGGGAAUCAUAUAAACAAUGCUCCCUAUGGUCCACCAUACGGUAUGGUUCAAGGAAUACUCCAGCCCGAGGGAAACAUGUUCACGCCGAUCCCAACCGAGCAUUGCCCAACCAUAAGCCGUGGCUCUGUUGUGUGGGUCGGCUCGGGUCCUGAAUUCUUCAUCAGUCUAGCAAACCACCACGAAUGGAAGCAAUCUUACACUGUGUUCGGCUCUGUUCUGCCUGAAGAUAUGGAGGUUGCUGAGAGGAUUGCCGAUUUACCAACAAGAAUCGAUGUCUGGAACAGCGUUAAUGUCUCUGUGCUCGAGAAACCGGUCUCGUUAACCGUACGAAGAAUGAAAUCUGACCAAGAACAAGAAGAAUCCGGUUCGUGAAAACCGAACAAUCCGUUUCUCAUUUGAUUUGAAGUUUAUAAUCUUCCUUUUUUAUUGUGCAUAAAAUAGAGACAUUUAAAAGUUUAUAUAAUCUGGC
Molecule: messenger RNA, 1327 nt
Organism: Eruca vesicaria subsp. sativa (arugula)
Lineage: Eukaryota; Viridiplantae; Streptophyta; Magnoliopsida; Brassicales; Brassicaceae
Source: the annotation of a GenBank genome assembly